Sinocyclocheilus rhinocerous is the source of this 924-nucleotide messenger RNA. RefSeq names its product autism susceptibility gene 2 protein-like. The record is from RefSeq and is a predicted model, not a curated record. The coding region runs from base 247 to 909 and encodes 220 amino acids. Lineage: Eukaryota; Metazoa; Chordata; Actinopteri; Cypriniformes; Cyprinidae. The transcript is spliced from 6 exons.
UGGAUUUCUGUGCUUGAGGAUAUAUGCAUUUAUCCUUCUGGAAUCUCAUGUGCGUAUUGCACUCCAAGCAAAGUCGCAUGCCAUCAGCUGGUUUUGGAAUUUGGAUAAUUGCACAUCUCUCACUGGAGUACAGUUAUUGAGCUUUCCAUUACAGGUGUUUGUUGGGAAUCGUUCUUCAUCCACCUCUGAGCACGGGCCGAGAGCCUCCUAACAGGAAGUGUUCGGUUGGGUGUGUCAUCUGGUGAAAUGGAUGGCCCACAGAAAAAGCGGAAGUCUCGGUCGGUGCGAAACCGGGAGCGCGUGUCUAACGGGAUCAGGAAUAACCAUGUCCGCGGCUCCAUGCUUCGAUUCUCCUCGGAUUCAGAGAAGGAAGACCGCACCAACCCCUCCUCUUCCACACGACCCAGGCCACCGAGGAGGAAGAGAAAGGAGUCUACCUCUGCUGAGGAGGACAUCAUUGAUGGAUUCUCAAUAUCGGGAUUUAUGACGCUGGAAGCUCUUGAGAAGGACAUGGCCCUGAAGCCCCACGAGCGGAGACAGAACCAGGCAGGACCGCUGCGCAAGAAGAAGCCCGGCCGAGUGCCGAAUGGGCUGAGCUUGGACCUACACAAGGACCGACUCAACCACAACAACCACCAGCACCACCACUCUGACCAGGAGAACAACCCUCGCCUGGCCCAUACACACAGCAAGAAGAAGAAACACCUGCAGAAGAAACACCGACCUCUGAAGCCGGGCCAGAACAACUGUAAAGACAGCGAUAGCGUGAGUGGAGAAUCCAAACCCUCCAUCCGGAGCAGCUCCAGAGAUAGACUGACAGACUGUGACAGCGAGAGUGGCCAAGAAGACAAGGGCUCCGAUGCCAGCUCAGAGAAACUAUUCAGCACAGCUGCUGUUAAAGGUGGUUGACGCUCACAAAAUGCC